Molecule: messenger RNA, 2255 nt
Organism: Cyprinodon tularosa
Lineage: Eukaryota; Metazoa; Chordata; Actinopteri; Cyprinodontiformes; Cyprinodontidae
Gene: rasef2
Product: ras and EF-hand domain-containing protein
Exons: 17
Coding region: 266-2251 (661 amino acids)
Molecular function (GO): GTP binding; GTPase activity; calcium ion binding
Source: RefSeq, a predicted model, not a curated record
CACGUAAGCGUCACCUCCUAUCUCUUUCUGGAUCUACUGCACAUACUGUAACACCGCUCCUCUCGCCGCCGUGCGUAAAAGGAGGCACCUUGGUCCAUUGAUUCGCCUCCCACUGGCGACACCUGGACCAAUCCGUUUCUCCUUAAAGGAACAAAGCUUUUAUUUUUCCGCAGAUGCCUAUGAUGAAGUGUUUCCAUCCUGAGCUGAGUAACCCUAUCAAACAUUUCCAUUCGCUAAAAAUUUGAAUGCGUUUUUAUCAGAAACUAUGUACCGACUCAGCCUUAGGCGGCUGUUUUCCGCUUGCGAUGUGAAUAAGUCCGGAAGAAUCGAGUAUGAGGACUUCACAGCUGUGUGCAGGGAGCUCGGCGUCCCAGAGACAGAGUUUCAAACUCUGUUCAUGAAGUUCGGAGCAGAUGAGGUCGGAUACAUCGACUACUGUCAGUUUUCUUCAAGGUUUCAGGAAGUUUCGGAGACUCUCAACCUCGCGUCAUUUGGCGCUGGAGCAACUCAAACUCCGUGGGAAGAGUUUGUGGACAGGAUAGAUGAGGAGUUUGUCCUCCCUGAAAGCCUCAGGGAGCAGCUGGCUGACCUUUACCAGGUCAUUCACUCCUCUGCAAACACCACUCUUCUCAAGGAGUAUGAGGAAAUCAUCCGAUCUCUUCUCAGUUUAAGCCUGGAAAACAAACUAAAGUGUGAACAGUUGGAGACAUCUUUGAAGCGAGCUGAAGAGAUAAAUACCAGUCAGCUUGCAGAGAUGGAAGAUGAUAUUCAGCAACACCUUUCCCGAGCAGAGGAGCGGGUGAGAGACGAGGAGCAAAAGAAAAUGGAAGGAAUCAUAGCAACCAUGCAGAGGAAGCACAACAAUGAGGUUGCAGACCUGCAUGCCACAGCUGAUCAACUGUUAAAGAACAAGGAAAGCUCUGAACUAAACCAGUCAAAAGAGGAGAUGAUCCGACUGAACAGACGGAUAAGCGAUCUCCUACAGGAAAAUGAGCAGCUGCGAAGUUCUCUGAUUAAAAACCAGACAAACGUGGCUGUACUUCACUCUGAGCUGGACAAGCUAAAAAACAUAUAUGCAGACCAGAAAGCCCAACAUGAAAGAGAAAUGGAAGGGUUAAAGAAGAUGAUGAUGGAAUAUCAGUCAUACUCCAAUCAGAUUCAGAUCCUACAGGAAAUGAACAAGAAGCUGUAUGACAGUAAUGAUGGCCUGCGCUCAGCAUUAGCUGGUCAAGUGGUUUCAGCUAAAAGGAGGCGUUCUCCUCAAGAUGAAAUCCCCGCCAGGAGAAUAAAACCUCUUCGACAGAGCACGCUCAAUCAUGGCAGUGUGGACAGGUCCGAGCUUGAUCCCAGCCUCCUCCAUGUAUCAACCUGGGCUGAAAGGUACCUAGACAGUGGCUUGUCCAUACCAAUGGACACAGCAGAGAGCUCAGCCAGUGACUAUGAUAGUGACGACAGCAGGAGCUCUGUGGAAACUGUCCAUCUCAGCUAUUCUUGUGUCCCAUCGGAUGUGGAGAUAUCAGAGGUCAAAUCUGAGGCUACAGUGUCGUUGGCUCCCAGCAAAACCAGCUCCACCGCUUCAUCCAUGCGAAGACGCAUAUCUGCCUUUCCAACAAAGGAGCCCGAAGACAACAUCAAAGUGCCAGAGGAACCUUUACCGAGUUGCUGUCUUGUUUUAGCAGGAGAUGCAGGAGCUGGAAAGUCCAGCUUUCUGUUGCGGCUGACGCUCAAUGAAUUUAGAGCCAACAUUCAGACCACACUGGGUAUUGAUUUCCAGAUGAAGAGGAUGCAUGUGGAUGGAGAGAUGAUGAACCUGGAAAUCUGGGACACAGCUGGUCAGGAGAGGUUCCGUAGCAUUGGAAGGACCUUUUUCCGUAAAGCUCAAGGAGUUCUGCUGCUUUAUGAUAUUUCUUCAGAGAGGAGCUUUCUAAACAUCAGGGAGUGGGUGGAUCAGAUUCAGGAGUCCGCUGAUGAGAAAAUCCCCUUAUGUGUUGUUGGAAAUAAAGUGGAUCUACGGGAUCAACUUCCUGCAGAAUGCUGUGUUAGCAGCUCAGAAGGAGAAAAGCUUGCCAAAAGGUACGAUGCCUUGUUCUGUGAAACGAGUGCCAAAGCAGGAACGAACAUUGUUGAGGCUGUGCUUCAUCUAGCACGAGAAGUAAAGAAAAAUGGCAAACUGAGACGGCCAUCGGAGUCUCAGGUCAAACUGAAUGAGACUCUCUCAAAGAAGGCUUACAAAGGUUGCUGUGGACAGUAAAAAA